CCCACCCCCCCUCCAAAGCCUCAGAGGCGGUUGUCUGAGAUUCUCGUCGGGCACCUUCGGACCCCCCGGUCCGCUCCACGGCCCUUUAGACACCUCUCCUCUCUGCUACAUCCAAGAUCGAGAUCCCGUCGCCGCCGGUGGUGGUGGUGGUGGUGGUCGCCGGCAUGGAGGAAGCGGAUUACCUGCACCGUUUCGUGGAGGAGACGGACUGGUACAACGGCAUUGUGCUCGAUGCCCUCAUGCCGGGCGGUGCCUGGAAGCGCCUCCCCCGCCCUCUUCAGUCGUGGCUCCGCAAUUACAUCGGCGGCACCAUCCUCUACUUCGUCUCCGGCGUCCUCUGGUGCUUCUAUAUCUACCACUGGAAGCGCAACGUCUACGUCCCCAAAGAUGCUAUACCUUCAAAUAAAGCCAUGCUUUUGCAAAUAAUAGUCGCAAUGAAGGCUAUGCCUUGGUAUUGUGCUCUUCCAUCACUUUCAGAAUACAUGGUUGAAAGAGGAUGGACCAGAUGUUUCUCUAGUAUAAUUGAAGUUGGUUGGCCAACCUACAUUGCUUAUUUGACUAUAUAUAUGGCCUUUGUGGAGUUGGGAAUUUACUGGAUGCACAGAGAGUUGCAUGACAUAAAGCCGUUAUACAAAUAUCUUCAUGCAACACAUCAUAUCUACAAUAAGCAGAAUACACUGUCACCAUUUGCUGGACUGGCAUUCCAUCCAUUGGAUGGGAUACUGCAGGCGGUGCCGCAUGUGAUAGCCCUCUUCCUUAUCCCGACCCAGUUUAUGACUCACAUACUUCUCUUGUUUUGUGAGGCUGUAUGGACGGCCAACAUUCAUGACUGCAUCCAUGGCAAGGUGUGGCCUGUCAUGGGCGCUGGCUACCACACAAUCCACCACACCACCUACCGCCACAACUACGGUCAUUACACCAUAUGGAUGGACUGGAUGUUCGGAACUCUUCGUGAUCCUGAGGAAGACCCCAAGAAGGCAGAGUAAUGCAGGUGCGGUGUACUUCUGUAGCCCUCGUUAUGAUCAGGUAGGCCAGGUAGACCUGCUAAUUUCUAAUAUCUAAAGUUCUGAGUCGUUUUUAUUGACAUGAUGCAUCUUUAGUUGAUGUUGUAUGAUUACUCAGGAACUUUUUAAAUUUGCUGUGAAAAGGUUGAUUGAAGUGUUUCGGACUGAUGAGAAAACUUAAAUAAGAGGUUAUAGACGAACCGCAGACCAACCAUGCAUCCAUUUCCGUCUGAAGUUUUUUUU
Molecule: messenger RNA, 1247 nt
Organism: Phoenix dactylifera (date palm)
Lineage: Eukaryota; Viridiplantae; Streptophyta; Magnoliopsida; Arecales; Arecaceae
Product: delta(7)-sterol-C5(6)-desaturase-like
Biological process (GO): lipid biosynthetic process
Molecular function (GO): oxidoreductase activity; iron ion binding
Source: RefSeq, a predicted model, not a curated record